AUGCAUCCCAGCGCUCUUGUCGGUCUGUUGGCCUUUGCUGCUGCGGCACAAGCCAUCCCAGCGAACCCUCACCAAGCGCACUCCGCCUCAUCAAUUUCCAACCUCAAGUCCAAGAUCAAGAAUGUCGUCGUUCUCUGCAUGGAGAACCGCUCACUCGACAAUCUUCUUGGUGGACAAACCCACAAAGGUCUCGAGAACCCCAUCAACAAUGGCCCGUACUGUAACCCGUACAACGUGACCGAUCCUUCACAGGGACACCACUGUACCGAGGCACGGGACUAUGACUCCGUCACCGAUGAUCCCAGUCACGCUGUCACCGGGAACACAAUGGAGUUCUACAGCAACUGGACCCCUGAUAACAAGCUGAUUGCCGAAGGCAAGCUGACACCCAACAACAACGGGUUCAUCCACGAACAGAUCCACAACUACGGAUCCAAAGCAAACAAAACCCUUCUCGCAAAGCAGGUCAUGAACUACUACACCGAAGAAGAGGUCCCAGUCCUCACAUCCCUGGUUCAAAACUUCGUGUCCUUCAACCACUGGCACUCCGAUGUCGCAGGCCCAACGGAUCCUAACCGCUUCGCCCUCGUAGCAGGCACAUCAGCCGGCCACGGCUCCAACGACGACUCAUUCGGUACAUACGCCUUCACCCAACGCUCAAUCUUCCAACAACUCGGCGAAACGAACCACACCUGGCUAAACUACUGGGACACAGCCGGCGGCACAGGCCCAGAAGCGCACUGGUUUGCCUGGACAAAAGCAACUGACAAUGAAGACAAAGUAGUGCCCAUGACGCAAUUCUACACCGACGCAGCAAGCGGCUCCCUGCCCGAGUUCUCAUACCUAAACCCCUCCUGCUGCGGUGUCGGUACAACAUCCAUGCACGACAGCGGCCUGAUCUCUGACGGCGAGGCGUUCAUCAAGAAGGUCUAUGAUUCGCUCCGCAGUGGGCCGCAGUGGAAUGAGACGUUGUUCGUGUUGACUUUUGACGAGACGGGUGGGUUCCAUGAUCAUGUUCCGCCGCCGUUGGCGGCUAGGCCGGAUAAUUUGACUUAUACGGAGACUUCGCCUAAUGGAGAGAGUUAUACGUACGAGUUCAAUCGGUUAGGAGGUCGGAUCCCGACGUUUUUGAUCUCGCCUUGGAUUUCUAAGGGAUUUGUGGAGCAGAAGGGGACUAAUAAUGUGGGAAAGACGGUUUCCUAUUCUGCUACUUCGCUUUUGAGGACGUUGGGAUAUCUUUGGGAUUUUGCGCCGUUUAAUCCGCGGGUUGAUGAGGCUGCUUCGUUUGAUCAUUUGAUCUUGAGUUCUCUGCGCGAGGAUGCGCCUAGUGCGCUUCCUAGUGCUGUUUCGUUUUGA
Messenger RNA from Penicillium odoratum, 1356 nucleotides. Its product is annotated as phosphoesterase superfamily protein. The coding region runs from base 1 to 1356 and encodes 451 amino acids. Gene Ontology annotation, molecular function: hydrolase activity, acting on ester bonds. The transcript has 2 exons. The record is from RefSeq and is a predicted model, not a curated record. NCBI's taxonomy places the organism in Eukaryota, Fungi, Ascomycota, Eurotiomycetes, Eurotiales, Aspergillaceae. Gene Ontology annotation, biological process: phospholipid catabolic process.